Messenger RNA from Girardinichthys multiradiatus, 2405 nucleotides. RefSeq names its product metaxin 3 (gene mtx3). Gene Ontology annotation, cellular component: SAM complex. The coding region runs from base 176 to 1099 and encodes 307 amino acids. Gene Ontology annotation, biological process: mitochondrion organization. The transcript is spliced from 9 exons. The record is from RefSeq and is a predicted model, not a curated record. NCBI's taxonomy places the organism in Eukaryota, Metazoa, Chordata, Actinopteri, Cyprinodontiformes, Goodeidae.
AUAUAGAUGGACAUUAUAGUUUCUGUUACUAUGUGGUGAUCGUAUUGUUCGCCUUUUCACCCAGAUAUCUUUAGUCGGCUCCUGUUCGCUCGUGUUCCUUUGAUCUGUUUGUCUCGCGCGCUGAGAUGAAACAGUCAUGCUCUGACGUCCUCAGCUCUCUGUAUGAAUCAAAAAUAUGGCGGCUGCCAUGGAGCUGAGAUGCUGGGGAGGAGACUGGGGUCUGCCCUCUGUCCACACCGACUCUCUCGUGGUUCUGGCCUACGCAAAAUUUUCUGGCACGAAGCUCACAGUUUCUCCUGUAGACUGGACAUGGAAAACCUUAACAGCAAGCGUCCCAGAGCUGGUUUGUGGAGAAUCUGUUGUUCAAGAACCAACACAGAUUCUGAACUUCCUUAGGAAACAGAGGCUUAAUGCAGAUUAUGAGCUGACCGCCAGACAGGGAGCAGACACAAUGGCCUACAUCGCUCUACUUGAGGAGAAACUGCGACCAGCUCUGUUGCACACCUUCUGGGUGGAUGCUGAGAACUACAGCAAUUUGACACGGCCGUGGUUUGCUUCUCGCUCACCGUUCCCACUGAACUUUUUCCUCCCAAGUCGUCUUGCAAAUAUCGCCCUCGCUCGCAUCCUGGUUACAAAAGGAGAGGGGCUUUUGCACAGAAUCUCUGAGGUGGAGGGAAAGAUCUACAGUGAUGCUAAAGAAUGUCUGAACCUCCUCUCCUACAGACUGGGAGCUGCAAACUAUUUCUUUGACAACUCCCCAACCAGUCUGGAUGCUUUUGUGUUUGGUUUCUUGGCACCGCUUCACAAAGCAGACCUCACCAGUAGCCCUCUGCAGAGCCACCUCAGACAGCUGGACAACCUCACUCGCUUUUGUGACAACAUCCUUGCAGCCCAUUUCAAUGCGGAUAAGCCCUGUCCUCUUCUGCCUGCUAUGGAAACAAUGGAUGCCAACCUGCAGAAACUAACACAGCUUGUAAACAAAGAGUCCAACUUGAUAGAAAAGAUGGAUGACAACCUUCGGAGCAGCCCCCAGCACAAACCACACAGACCAGACCCCAAAUCCAGUCUGUCUAGUUCAAAGAGCUCCACCCCUGCCUAGCACCAGACCUUCCAGCUCUGAUCCAGCUCCACAAAUCACAGAUGAGUGCCCUGGAAGCAAAUGCUGCUGACCUCAACCAAACUCAACAUCCUGAACAGGGGGAAAAAGCUCAUAAAACAGGACUGUGGCUGAUAUGAAAAAGAACUUAAUUAUUCAUGUUAGUAUGACUGUAUAAUUAGGAGAUUAUUUUUACAAUAACAAUGACAGAUUCAUCUGAAAAAGAAGAAAAUGCAUGUGUAAUGUAUUUUUAAAUGAAGAGUGCAUGCAUGUGGUCAAGGGUGGAAAUCUAUGAAGUGGCGCUUGGUGGCGAAGACACGAAGGGGACGUUAAGGAAAAAGAGAAGUCCAGUGAAGAACAUAAGUGGUGCAGACUGCUUUUCUUUGAACUUUUUGCUGAUUUUAUUUAAAGGGAUAUACUCCUACAGUCUGUCUUGCACUGCAGCCUUUUGGUUAAACACGAAAAAUAUUUAACCCUUCCUCUCAUAAUGCAUUAUUUACAAUGGCCGAUAUAUAUCCUGAGCACAAAAUGUUUUAUUUUUCACAUUUGCUGUAAAAUAUUCUAUAAUUUCUUUGUUGUUGCGAAUCUAAAGUCUGUGCAAUCAGGGCCAAAAACGUUUAGCCAGUUUAUUUAUUUUCUUAAAUAGCAACUGUCGAGGAUUGCUUGUAUAGUUAUAAGUACGAUGAUUAUAAUCGGCUUUGUUGUGAUUUCCUCCUCAUCGGGCUGAUCAGCUUUGUCAAAAACACACUAAGGAGUUGCACUUUGAUUCAAGUUGCUCAUGCAUAACAUUUGUUACUAAUUGUGUGUGUGUAUGCGUGUCUUAUUGUGACAUUAGCAAUCAAACCACCUAUGUUGCCUUCAUUCCUAUGCAGCUGUUUUUGCACAUUUAUUUAAUUUGUUCUUUCUUGUGUAUCAUUUGUUGUGCUUGUUUAUUUCCUCUGUUUGGACCCAAGUGUAAUUUGGGACCUUCUCAUUGGCUGACUUGGUUGUUUGUUUUUACGGUGUGAAUGCUGUAAAGUUCUUCAUGCAUUAACAAACCCCAUCCAUUCCAUCUCCUGACCCGACUUUCUCACGUUCUGUGUUACAUUCCCUUUAAAGCACCGUCUUUUAGAUAAAAAGGGUUUGCUGCCAGUCAGCAGAUGGAUGCAGUGUGCCUACAAGACUGCCGGUUUCUCCUUCCAAAUGUCUCUGUGAGUUUUGAUACACACACGUCCUAAAUGAUCUUUACCAUCUCUUUUGCUUUUGUUCAUGAUGUGUUGGGAACAACUUGCCUUUACAUUAUUUAAAUACAAAAAGUACCAAACGGAAA